GCAAGAUCGACUGCUUCUCUGCCGUCGUCCCGUCCCAUUCUCUCGGUUUGUCCUUGUGCUGGGUGUUGCGGAGUGUCCAAUUGCGAGUGUACCACAACUAUCGAUCCCAGACUCCCGCCCCGUCAACAAUCUUCAAGACCCGCCUCCAAGAUGUCUCUCGUCAACCUAUCCCAUGUCUGUUCGCAUUUGAACAAUGCCGCCAAGGCCCGCCUUGGACUUACGUCUAUCCCGAACUCGAAACUACACCUCAAACUAUGCCUUGCCCUUCAGUCCGGCGGCUACAUUUCCUCCGUCGUUCGGGGCGGCCCAACUCCUCCCCCCCAACAUACGCUUCUUGGUCACCCGGACACUUCUAACGUGGAACCCGUGACACAAACCAACGUGGCGUCGAGGCGACUCUGGCUGGGGUUGAAGUACUGGCAAAGCGAGCCGGUGCUAGGCAAAUUGAAGAUGGUCAGCAAGCCCACGCGAAGGAUCUCGAUCGACGUUGCCGGUCUUCGGGAUGUGGUCCGCGGAAAGAAGAGCGGCUAUGUGGAAGGACUUCGAUCCCCGGGUGAAAGUCUGUACCUUUCGACGGACCGGGGUAUCAUGGAGGCGCGAGAAUGUGUUGAGAAGAAGGUGGGAGGCCUGGUCCUUUGCCGGAUUCUGUAACUGCGGCGAAAGACGGAGGGAAACUGGAAGAUGGAGCGUUUGCUUUAUGAAUGUUGUGGGAUUUGCAUUUCUACUGGAGUUUGGAUUGUCGCAGUGUCUCAUCCCAUGUUUUGGUAUCUGAUAUUUGCGAUUGUUGGGAUAGAUACCUUUGUACAGUAACAUAGGCUCGACUUCAUGUAUUACUUAGUGUUUACGGACCUUUUUCUUCAUUGACUUGAUCUUCGC
Molecule: messenger RNA, 876 nt
Organism: Aspergillus steynii IBT 23096
Lineage: Eukaryota; Fungi; Ascomycota; Eurotiomycetes; Eurotiales; Aspergillaceae
Product: mitochondrial 37S ribosomal protein uS8m
Exons: 2
Coding region: 151-651 (166 amino acids)
Biological process (GO): translation
Cellular component (GO): mitochondrion; ribosome
Molecular function (GO): structural constituent of ribosome
Source: RefSeq, a predicted model, not a curated record